Heterocephalus glaber (naked mole-rat) is the source of this 3988-nucleotide messenger RNA. The record is from RefSeq and is a predicted model, not a curated record. NCBI's taxonomy places the organism in Eukaryota, Metazoa, Chordata, Mammalia, Rodentia, Bathyergidae.
CCUACCUUGGGACACCUUGAUUCCAAGCCCAGCAGUAAGUCGAACAUGCUGCGGGGCCGCAACUCAGCCACCUCUGCUGAUGAGCAGCCCCAUAUCGGCAACUACCGGCUCCUCAAGACCAUUGGCAAGGGUAACUUCGCCAAGGUGAAGUUGGCCAGGCACAUCCUGACUGGGAAAGAGGUAGCUGUGAAGAUCAUUGACAAGACUCAACUGAACUCUUCCAGCCUCCAGAAACUAUUCCGUGAAGUAAGAAUAAUGAAGGUUUUGAAUCAUCCCAACAUAGUUAAGUUAUUUGAGGUGAUUGAGACUGAGAAGACGCUCUACCUUGUCAUGGAAUACGCCAGUGGUGGAGAAGUGUUUGAUUACCUAGUGGCUCAUGGCAGGAUGAAAGAAAAAGAAGCUCGAGCGAAAUUCCGCCAGAUAGUGUCCGCUGUCCAGUACUGUCACCAGAAAUUCAUUGUUCAUAGAGACCUAAAGGCAGAAAACCUGCUCUUGGAUGCUGAUAUGAACAUCAAGAUUGCGGACUUUGGCUUCAGCAAUGAAUUUACCUUUGGGAACAAGCUGGAUACCUUCUGUGGCAGUCCCCCUUAUGCUGCCCCAGAACUGUUCCAGGGCAAAAAGUAUGAUGGCCCUGAGGUGGAUGUGUGGAGCCUGGGAGUCAUCCUCUACACCCUGGUCAGCGGAUCCUUGCCUUUUGAUGGACAGAACCUCAAGGAACUACGGGAGCGGGUACUGAGGGGAAAAUACCGUAUUCCGUUCUACAUGUCCACGGACUGUGAAAACCUGCUUAAGAAAUUUCUCAUUCUUAAUCCCAGCAAGAGAGGCACUUUAGAGCAAAUUAUGAAAGACCGGUGGAUGAAUGUGGGGCAUGAAGAUGAUGAACUAAAGCCUUAUGUGGAGCCGCUCCCUGACUAUAAGGAUCCCCGGCGGACAGAAUUGAUGGUGUCCAUGGGCUACACGCGGGAAGAGAUCCAGGACUCACUGGUGGGCCAAAGGUACAACGAGGUGAUGGCCACCUAUCUGCUCCUGGGCUACAAGAGUUCUGAGCUGGAAGGUGACACCAUCACCUUGAAGCCCCGGCCUUCAGCUGACUUGACCAAUAGCAGUGCCCCAUCCCCAUCCCACAAAGUACAGCGCAGUGUCUCAGCCAACCCCAAGCAGCGACGCUUCAGCGACCAGGCUGGCCCAGCCAUUCCCACCUCUAAUUCGUACUCUAAGAAGACUCAGAGUAACAACACAGAAAAUAAACGGCCUGAGGAGGACCGGGAGGCAGGGCGGAAGGCCAGCAGCACUGCCAAAGUGCCUGCCAGCCCCCUGCCCGGCCUGGAGAGGAAGAAGACCACUCCUACCCCCUCCACGAAUAGUGUCCUCUCCACCAGCACAAACAGAAGCAGGAACUCCCCACUUUUGGAGAGGACCAGCCUUGGCCAGGCCUCCAUCCAGAACGGCAAAGACAGCCUAACCAUGCCAGGGUCCCGGGCCUCCACGGCUUCUGCUUCUGCCGCAGUCUCUGCGGCCCGGCCCCGCCAGCACCAGAAAUCCAUGUCGGCCUCCGUGCACCCCAACAAGUCCUCUGGGCUGCCCCCCACGGAGAGUAACUGUGAGGUGCCGCGGCCCAGCACAGCCCCCCAGCGUGUCCCUGUCGCCUCCCCCUCUGCACACAACAUCAGCAGCAGUGGUGGAGCCCCAGACCGAACUAAUUUCCCCCGGGGUGUGUCCAGUCGAAGCACCUUCCAUGCUGGGCAGCUCCGACAGGUGCGGGACCAGCAGAAUUUGCCCUACGGUGUGACCCCAGCCUCUCCCUCUGGCCACAGCCAGGGCCGGCGGGGCGCCUCUGGGAGCAUCUUCAGCAAGUUCACCUCCAAGUUUGUGCGCAGACCUCACGUGGUGGGCAGUGGAGGCAAUGACAAAGAAAAAGAAGAAUUUCGGGAGGCCAAGCCACGCUCACUGCGCUUUACAUGGAGUAUGAAGACUACAAGCUCCAUGGAGCCCAAUGAGAUGAUGCGGGAGAUCCGCAAGGUGCUGGAUGCGAACAGCUGUCAGAGUGAGCUGCAUGAGAAGUACAUGCUGCUGUGCAUGCACGGCACGCCAGGCCACGAGAACUUCGUGCAGUGGGAGAUGGAGGUGUGCAAACUGCCACGGCUCUCACUCAACGGUGUUCGGUUUAAGCGGAUAUCGGGCACCUCCAUGGCCUUCAAAAACAUUGCCUCCAAAAUAGCCAAUGAACUGAAGCUUUAACAGGCUGCCCGGAGCGGGGGCGGCAGAGGCAGCCCAGCUGGACUUGGCUGCUGGGGCUGGCCGCUGCACCCCACCUAGGCGAGACUGCAACAAUGAAUUGGUGUGUCUCCCCUGCUGGCACUUGUCCCCUCCCUGGUCCUUCUCCGUUUUUCUUCCAUGUUUGUGGAGGACAGGAGAUGGCUCUCCUCCACCUCAUAUUCACCCUGGCCCAGAAAGUCCCCCUUCCCCUCUCUCUCCUGCAGGAGGCAAAGGAAGGGGAGGGGGCAAGGGGGUGCAGGGCUCCCCCUUGGUACUGCGGUUGCACAGAGUAUUUCGCCUAAACCAAGAAAUUUUUUAUUACCAAAAAGAAAAAAGAAAAAAAAAAAUCCCAGCGGCCACUUUUCCUCCCUGCCCCAUUGGGACAGACGGGACUGGAUCUGUGGGGUUUCCCGGGAGGGUGGCUCAGGGCUGGAACACUCUCAGGCAAGAGUGGUGGAGUUCCCUGGCAGGCCCUCCGCCAGGCCCACUUUGGGCUUCUCCCCUCUCCUCCCCUUCUUCCCCUCCAAGCAAACCACCAGAGGUGGCCUUCCCCUGCCCCCAGGUCCCUGGGCUGCGGGCCUGGGGGCCAGGGGCCAGGCGGGGGUGCUGCACAGCCCUGGAGAGGGUGGGGCUGCCGUGGGGGCCCUGGCCUCCCUCACACUGUAUCCUCUGCCCUUCCUUCCCCAGAGCUGGGCAUUUCCUUCCACAAGCUGCUGUGGGGACAUUUAUUCCCCUCCUCAAAAGUCUGUGCCAUCUUCUCCUGUCCCUCCUGCUAGGAGGGCUGACCCAGGGCUGAGAGAGAGGGAGGGGACUGCAGGGCAGAUGGGCUCCUCAGGCCCCCACAGGCCACUCAGGCCCCCGAGCUUCUCUGAACAGGAUGCCGGGCUUCUCCGUUCUGGGAGAGCCUUUUUCUGAAAGCACAGUCCCCUCGACGUCCCUCCUCCCCACUGCUUCCCCUUCAUUGGCAUUAAUCUGGGCACCAGCUCGUUACAUAGUGACUUCCCAUACCACUCUCAUCUCUCGGCCUUGCCUUUUUUUCCUGACACUGUCGCCCCUCCUCUCAGGAGACUGCCCAGGGCCUCCAAGGCCACCUGGCGGAAGGCUGGAUUGGGCGGCAGGGCUGGGAGCAUCUGCCCCCCGUGGGGGGGGAACAGAUGGGUGAAGUGACUCCCCGCUUGCUAACCUCUGCGGCCAGUGUGGGAGUGGGUGGCUAUGGGCGCUUGGCUGGUGGCGGCCACUGCAUCCCUUAAUUUAUUUCUCUGCUGUUUCAGUUCUUGAGAAAUUGAGGGAGGGGGACCUACAGAGGCUGCCCCUGCCCUCACUUGAGUUGUACAUUUUUUUGUGAUGGGUUUUAUUUUUUAUUAUUUUAUUAUUUUUUUGAUUUAUGAUGACUCCACCCCUGUUCAUCACCCCCAGUCCCAGGCCAGGCUCAGUGACAAGUCAAGCCCUUGGGUACCAGGAAGGGGCCUCGCCAGCCUCACCCCUCUGGUUCCCUGCUCCCAACUGUGGCUCCGGCUCAGACCAAGGGCUCCCCCCUCCCUCCCUCCUCCCCCCUGCCCUAUGGAACAGCCUGGGUGCUCUGAGGGGACCAGGAGGGCAUGGCUUGGCUCCUGAGGGGGUGGAGGCCAGGGGCACCCAGGCAAGGUGGCCCCUCCCCACCUAGCCCCUCCUUCCCUGCACUUAGUUUCUUCUCUGGAUCAAACACGUAAUAAAGAGAAUGUUUGGAAUCUGA